Musa acuminata subsp. malaccensis (wild Malaysian banana) is the source of this 1620-nucleotide messenger RNA. RefSeq names its product protein PHLOEM PROTEIN 2-LIKE A10. NCBI's taxonomy places the organism in Eukaryota, Viridiplantae, Streptophyta, Magnoliopsida, Zingiberales, Musaceae. The record is from RefSeq and is a predicted model, not a curated record.
UCGUGGCUAAAAACUAAUCGUCGACCGGAAGCCAAAUACUUGUAGUCUCCGUCGCCGCCUCCUCCGAUGGACCUCCUCUUCCCCUUCCCCUACAUUCGCCGCCGGCGAUGGCUUAUCCUCGCCGCCACCGUCGUCGUCUCCGGAUACGGCGCCUAUAGAAUCUACCACCUUCCUUCCGUCGCCCGGCGGCGCAGGAAGCUGUUUUGCCUCCUCUCUGCCCUCGCCACCGCAGCCGAUGCCGCCGCAUCCUCCGCUGAGGCUGUCUCCCUUGUAUCCUCCGAUCUCAACCGAUUCCUCCGCUCUGACGCCGACGAUCUCCCCUCCAGCUUGAAGCAGUUGUCCAAGAUCGUCCGCUCCGACGAGUUAUCCGGCUCCGUUUCUAGUAUUUCCGAAGCCCUAACGAUCGGACUUGUGCGAGGGCUCCAAUCCAAUGGUCCGAUGGUUGAUUCUUCCGUUUCGGAGACCGGGACCGGAGCAAGAUUCUCCGAUCGGGUUAUGGAUAAGCUGUUCUCCGCCGCUGGAACCGGGUUCGCCUCCGUGGUGGUUGGCAGCUUAGCGAAGGGCCUUGUGAUGGGGUUUUACACAAGGGGAUCGACCGGUGGUGAACCCGAUGGCAUCGAGCGAUCGGACUCGCAGGUGGUGCCACAGUGGUUCCAAUUGGUUUGCAGCGAUGAAUCUAGAGCUCUCGUCGGAAACGUUGUCCAGCUGUUUGUGAGCACUGCCGUCACGGUCUACCUCGACAAGACGAUGGACAUCAACACCUAUGACGAGCUCUUCUCCGGCCUCACCAACCCGAAACACGAGGCUAAGAUGAAGGACAUGUUGGUUUCAAUGUGCAACGGAGCGGUCGAAACCCUUGUUAAGACUUCCCACCAGGUGAUAAGCUCCAAUUCGGGCUCGCCUGAGGUCAGAGCAGAAGAUCUUCCUCGAGUGGAGGAACUCGAUCAGAAGGCGAAGGAUGGAGGUGGGUGGGUGGAUCAGAUAACGUCCAAAUUGGCUGUACCGAGCAACAGGAGGUUCAUUCUUGAUGUCACAGGGAGGAUAACCUUUGAGACUGUCAAGUCUUUUCUCGAUUUCGUGUUGUGGAAGAUAUAUGAUGGUGCGAAAAGAGGAGUAAAUUCUGCACGAGAAGAGUUGGUCGUAAAGGGUUUGGAGGUGGUGAGAUACAUCAGUGGCAAGUCUAUGGUCAUCAUCACAAUAUGCCUCUCCUUGUGCAUGCAUAUCUUCAUGGGGACGCGAGUUUUGGUGCCUGCGUAGAAAGGCACGCUUUUUGUUGUGCUUGCUUGAAGUAGUAGAACCUGAUAUGAUGUUGGUUCUUAUGGUUCUCAUUGCAAAAUUCAAACAAAAGGGAAAAAAAAAGGAAGAAAUUCAGCAUUGUUGAAGGAAAUCAGGUGAUUUUUCUAUUGGAAUUGUUGAUACUCUUGUAAGUAUAAAGGAGAUUGAUGAUGGAGAAAUUGAUAUGUAAAUAUGCAGUGACAUAUAAAAGCACUCAAAAUGCCUUCUGAGAGUGGAUUAUAUAUGUGAAACAUAGUAUGUUAUUACAAACAGGAGGGUAUGUGUUUUACAUUGGAUAAUUUCUUGCUUUUCUUUUCCAAUGUUAAUAUCUUGAUAAAUUUCUUA